This is a messenger RNA of Antechinus flavipes (yellow-footed antechinus), 2484 nucleotides long. It is a transcript of the gene SIGIRR, whose product is annotated as single Ig and TIR domain containing. The record is from RefSeq and is a predicted model, not a curated record. The coding region runs from base 842 to 2092 and encodes 416 amino acids. Gene Ontology annotation, biological process: signal transduction. NCBI's taxonomy places the organism in Eukaryota, Metazoa, Chordata, Mammalia, Dasyuromorphia, Dasyuridae. The transcript is spliced from 10 exons.
UUACCUUUUCUUAGGGGACUUGCCACAAUGUUUAGGAACUUGCUCUAAUGUUUGGGUCUUUGCUACAAUGUUUCUUUGGGGCUUGCUACAAUUUUUGGAGCUUGUCGCAACUAGGGACUUGCUACAAUGUUUGAGCAUUUACUUUGCUAUUUCUUAGGGGAUUUGCCACAAUGUUUGGAGACUUGCCACAAUGUUUGGGUGUUGGCUAGGAUUUUUUUUGGGAGACUUGCUGCACUGUUUGAUGCCUUGCUAAACUGUUAGACGUUUCCUUCCAAUCAGGACGCUGAUUGUUGCUGCCAGGUGACAGCUAUGGGGUUAAUAAUGUCUGGGUGGGGUUUGAGUUGAGGAAAGGAUGUGACCAUUGAGCCAGGAAGCUACAAGGGAGAAAGUCAGAUUAAAAAAAAAAAAAAAAAAACAACCCCUACAUGCUUGAGUUCUUUUAUGAUUAUGUGCUCAUGAGCUUUUCUGAGCCCAAACAAGCCCAUAACCACUUCCGGGUGAGUGAAAAGCUGGCUGGCAGAGGCUCUCACCUGUGGGGACCGCGGCAGGCAGCAGGGCCUGGAUUCUUUGGAAGAGUUUGUUUUUAAAUCCAAGCAAAUGGCUGGACCUGAGUCCGGAAGAAAGCGGCUGAAGACAGUGCAUGUAGACCCUGACUGGCCUGGGACAAGUUGACCGCAGGAACCAGACCAGACAGGACAGGAAAGAGCAGAGCUCCUGGCUUUGCUGCAGACCCUCUGGCUAAGCUCUCGGGGGAUUCCUCUGGACCGGUCCUGACUGGGAGUAAAGCUGAUAUCGGCCUUCAUCUGAGCAGUUCACAGAGAGAGAUUCCAGAAUAAAGGUCAUGGCAGAUCUCUGUGACACGGCUCCCACCAUCCUUUACCCCUUGAAGGAUCAGGUCCUGGUGCCAACCCUGGGUAGCAAGAUCACUCUGAACUGCACGUUCUCAGUGGCAUUUGAGCGCCACUGCCCCCCUGCUAUCCAGUGGCUGAAGGAUGAUCACAUGCUGGGGAAUCACAGCCUCUAUGACAUUCAGGAAGUCUUCUGGGAUGGGGUUAAUGCAUCUGAAAGGCUUGUGUCCAGUACCCUGGGAGUCAACCUAACAAGUGUCCAGGACUAUGGGACCUUCACCUGUGCACUCCGGAACUGUAGCACCUCAUUCACUCUGCAGAGGACAGAUCCUGCUGGCCACGUUCUAGCUGUCCUAGCCUCCCUUCUGGUCCUGCUUAUCCUGCUCGUGGCUGCCCUGCUUUAUGUAAAAUGUCGCCUCCGUGUGUUGCUCUGGUACCGGGACAAGUAUGGGGAUGUGGAAAUGAAUGAUGGGAAGCUCUACGAUGCUUACAUCUCUUACACCAGCUCUCCAGAAGACAGGAAGUUUGUGAACUUCAUCCUGAAGCCCCAGCUGGAGAAUCGGCACGGCUACAAGCUUCUCCUAGAUGACAGAGAUGUCCUUCCUAACUCAGAGCCCUCUGCAGACCUGAUUAUGAACCUUAGCCGGUGCCGGCGGCUUAUUGUGGUCCUCUCAGAUGCUUUCCUGGCUCAGGCCUGGUGCAGACACAAUUUCAGGGAUGGCCUAUGGAGGCUCCUCGAAUUGUCCCGAAAGCCCAUCUUCAUCACAUUUGAGGGUCAGACCCAUGUUUCCUCACACCCCGCUCUCCGACUGCUUCGGCAGCACCGACAUGUUGUGACCCUGCUGCUGUGGAGGCCAGGCUCUGUGACACCCUCCUCUGAUUUUUGGAAGGAACUGCGUCUAGCCCUGCCACGAAAGGUGCACUACAGGGCCCUGAUGAGUGACCCCCAGACUCGGCUGCAGGGGGACAAAGACCCCAUGCUGACUCUUCAUGGUGGCUUCCUGGAGGGUCGAGCUGGUCCAGACCCAGACCCAGACCCCGAUCCCGAAGGAGACUUGGGUGUUAGAGGACCCAUCUUUAAAGACCUCCCCCCUCCACGCAUGAACCCUAUCCCCGAGCUGCCAAGCCUUAAGGCUUCUGGUGGAGAAACCCAGCGGAAUGAGAUCGACGUCUCUGACCUGGGGUCCCGCAACUACGGGGCCCGCACUGACUUUUACUGCCUGGUCACUGAAGAUGACAUGUAGGCCGUGAAGGGCGUCCCACCUGCCCUUGCUCAGAGGAGGAGAGCCUUGGAAAUGGGGGGGUCGGGGCCUCAGGUUUGGGGAAAGAGCCUUGGACAAGGGGGACCCUUGGGGGGGCAGAACCUUGGUCUGGGGAGCAUGACCUUGGAUGGGGGGCAGCAGUGAAGAGAAGAGCCCUUCCUUCUUCUAAAUCACAAGUGGGUGCAACUGAGCCUCUUCUUCCGUGGAACGAGAGCCUGGGCUGAGUGACCCCUGAUAAUUCUUCCAGCCUGAGGUGUCGGCCCCUGGGGCCCUGCUCCAUCUCGUGAGAUACAGGCCGCCCAGAGCCCAGCUGGCCUCGAACCCCGGGCUGCAUCCUUUUCCUCCGUUCCCCCAAUAAAGUGACAAUUCCUGCA